UGUGAAAUUUACGUUUUGACAAUGCCGACUGAUGCGAAGAGUUUCAUAAAAGAUUUUUUAGCGGGUGGCAUUUCCGCUGCAGUGGCAAAAACGGCGGUAGCGCCUAUCGAAAGAGUAAAAUUAUUAUUACAAGUUCAAGAAGUUUCCACGCAGAUUACCGCAGAAGAAAGAUACAAAGGAAUGAUUGAUUGCUUUAUUCGAAUUCCUAGAGAGCAAGGUUUUUUAAGCUAUUGGCGGGGGAAUUUGGCGAAUGUUAUUCGGUAUUUUCCUACACAGGCGUUGAAUUUUGCAUUUAAAGAUGUCUAUAAGAAAAUUUUCAUGGAAGGAAUAGACAAGAAAACACAAUUUUGGAGAUACUUUGGGGCAAAUCUUGCUUCUGGUGGAGCAGCUGGAGCUACAAGUUUGUGCUUUGUAUAUCCAUUGGAUUAUGCCAGGACGCGACUUGGGGCUGAUGUGGGUAAAAAUUUAAAAACAAGGCAGUACACAGGGAUGAUCGACUGCAUAGUAAAAACAUUUAAGAGUGAUGGUUUAAUGGGGCUAUAUAGAGGGUUUAAUGUCUCUGUACAAGGAAUUAUAAUAUAUCGGGCUGCUUAUUUUGGUUGCUUUGAUACUGCCAAGGGAAUGUUAAAAGAUCCAAAGAAUACUCCUGUAAUUAUUUCUUUCCUCAUUGCUCAGACCGUAACUAUAUGUUCUGGGAUUCUAUCUUACCCAUUAGACACCGUCAGACGUCGUAUGAUGAUGCAAUCAGGUCUCAAAGGGGGCGAAAUUAAGUAUAAAAGUACGAUGCAUUGCUGGGUGACAAUAGCAAGAGAAGAAGGUCCGUUGGCAUUCUUUAAAGGUGCAUUGUCCAAUGUCUUUAGGGGUAUAGGUGCAGCCUUAGUUCUAGUAUUCUAUGAUGAGCUUAAAGCCUUAAUUUAAAAAAUUUAAAUCUUGUUAUGUUAAUGUUAAAAUGUAAAAUUAAUUUUUCUUUAAAUUUAAUUCUUUCAAUUUUUUCUGUUAUAAUUUUGUUUAAUAGUAUUAUUUCAAUAAUAAUUAGAAACUUUAGUUCUUUAUUAUAUAGCUUAGAACCUUAAAUUAAAAGCUUUAAAUCUUGUUAUUUUAACGUUAAAAUGUAAAAUACAUUUAGUUCUUCCAAAUUUUUUCUGUUAUAAUUUUGUUUAUUAGUAUUAUUUCAAUAAUAAUUAGAAACUUUAGUUCUUUAUUAUAUAGCUUAGAACCUUAAAUUAAAAGCUUUAAAUCUUGUUAUUUUAACGUUAAAAUGUAAAAUACAUUUAGUUCUUCCAAAUUUUUUCUGUUAUAAUUUUGUUUAAUAG
Molecule: messenger RNA, 1313 nt
Organism: Sitophilus oryzae (rice weevil)
Lineage: Eukaryota; Metazoa; Arthropoda; Insecta; Coleoptera; Curculionidae
Product: ADP,ATP carrier protein 1-like
Exons: 5
Coding region: 22-918 (298 amino acids)
Biological process (GO): mitochondrial ADP transmembrane transport; mitochondrial ATP transmembrane transport
Cellular component (GO): mitochondrial inner membrane
Molecular function (GO): ATP:ADP antiporter activity
Source: RefSeq, a predicted model, not a curated record